GGCAGUGUUAUGUUUAAAAUUAAAUAAAAUAUUUGAAUAAGUUACGUAUUCAGACUACGUGCACAGAAUGGAGCAAAAUAUAUUAGUCUCAAGUUAAAAGGUGUUGUUAAAUUGGCAUAUUUAAUAUCGCGAUACAGAAAAUAACAAGUUGCUUUCCUUUGUAACUUGAAUUAAUUUUUGUUGCGAGUCGAAAGUGGAAAAAAAUCACCAUGGAUGCUACAGGCUCGAUAAACAAUGAUGAGAUUGAGACUAUGGAGAACGAAGAAGAGGUGAUUGAUGAUUCAGAAGAAAGGGAACUUGUGACGGACUCUUGCUCUACAAAAGUACUAAAUAGUGACGAACAACCAACCGAUAGAUAUCGACUCGUUUACAUACUUUUCUACCUUUUUGGCAUCACAUCGCUUGUACCAUGGAAUUUCCUAAUAACUGCAAACGACUACUGGAUGUACAAGUUUCGAGAUGUGACGCCCAACAAUGUGACAAUGUUUGUGCGCAAGACGCAGUUCCAAGCAGAGUUUACAUCCUACCUUAAUGUAGCUACCGCUAUACCUAACUUGAUCUUCCUUGUUCUUAACUCCUUGUAUGGACAUUUGGUACCAUUGAAGUCUAGACUGCAAGGAUCCCUUGUAGUGGUGACUUUGACCUUCCUGUUCACCACCGCACUAGUGCAAGUAGACUCUGAUGAAUGGCAGAGCACAUUCUUUAUCAUUACCAUUGUGACUGUGGUUAUUAUGACCGCUGCAAGCGCAGUAUUUACUGGUGGUCUAGUAGGUAUCGCCAGUAAAUUCUCCAAGGAAUAUAUGGCGGCUGUCGUCGCCGGACAAUCUUUAGGCGGAAUUAUCGCAGCCAUCGCUCAAAUUAUAUCACUAGCUUUCAAAAUAUCCCCCUUACAUAGUGCGUUGAUUUAUUUCAUAAUCGCCGAUAUAAUGGUUGUAACUUCUCUAAUUUCUUACGCUUUGUUGUAUAAGAUAGAUUUUUUCACGCAUCAUAUAUUGCGCGGAAGUGGAUUGGGUCCUAAUAGACAUAGAGAUGUGUCUAUGGUUCUAAUUAUGAAGAAAAUCUGGGUGUACGCGUUCAGUAUAUUUGCUGUGUUCGCGAUCAGUAUGGCGGUGUACCCGGCCGUUACAGUGCUUGUUGAAUCUCAUCCUGAUACUAAAGGAACUGAUUGGAAUAACAUAUUCUUCGUUCCUGUGGUGAAUUAUCUUAUAUUCAACUGCGGUGAUUAUUCCGGUCGUCUGGCUGCUGGAUUUCUGCUAAGGCCUAGCAAGCAGUGGGUGAUAGGUCUGUGCAGCGUGCUGCGCGCGGCGGGCGUGCCGCUGCUGAUGGUGUGCAACGCGCAGCCGCGCCGCCGCCUACCCGUGCUCUUCCCCCGCGACUACCAGUACAUCCUCAUCAUGAUACUCUUCUCCUUCUCCAACGGGUACCUCACCAACAUCGUCAUGAUCAACGCCACAAGGGUGGUAGAUAUCCAUGAACGGGAGAAAGCAUCUUCAGUGGUAGCGACGAUGUUAUGCGUCGGCCUUACCGUGGGCGCAGCACUCGGCAUGCUGCUUGUACGUCUAUUGUAAGUCGUGAAUAUAUGUAACAAUAUACUAGUUGUCGGCAAACAUAACAUAUAUAUGAAUACUACAAUUUAAAAACAAAAUCGGAAAAAUAAGGCUUGUCUAGUAAAUUUUUGUUAUAUAAAAAAUCUACAGUUAAAAAAAAUAUUAAUACGAACAAUGUGCUUCUUGGAGAAUUUGAGUCAAAGCCGCUUAGCCAAGCCACAUGCCAUUUUGACGAUCACUGCACUAUACUAAUUACUCAUGACAUAAUAAACUCAAUUACUAUAAAGGUAACAAAUGGAAAUAAUUUAUUUAAAAAUAUAUUUGUUACCUUAGUUUAAAAAUGAUUUAAAAGAUAUCGUGAAAUUAUAUACAAUUAUGUACUUACUCUUUGACGUCAAAGAUUAAACGGAAGUUGUCGAUACUUAUUUUGUCUAUGGCCUGUAUCAUCUAUGAUUACAGAAUGUCAAAGAUUAAAAAGUCUAUGAUUAAAAUAUACCAUGACCUUUUAUGUAUUAGAUUUAAAACAUGACAAUGUUAUUAUGCAGCAAUUAAACAUUACUUUUAAAUAAACAAUAUUCAUAGUUAAAUAGAUUAGUUGUUAUAAUUUCUAUUUCUAAGCGUUAAACAGAAUUAAAAAAAAACAUGAUUGUAAGUAAAAUACUGAGAUAAUUUUGAUGUGUAUCUUAUACCAGAAUUACUGGUAAAAAUCAAAUUAAAUUAAAUUCUCUUAUUUUUUGCGGUCAAGUUGUAGAAAUAAUACUCAAUAAAUAACUGCAGUUGUAUUUUAAAAGUAUGAAUUAACUACUUUAUUAUUUAUCUAUAUUGUAAAAUUGAGUUAUCAAAGCAUAAUAGUAGAUAAAAAUGUACCUAAUUUUACGUCAUUUAUGUAUUAUGUAAAUAUCCUGUAUUUAAGGGUAACUUAGUAUUUAGUGGGAGGGAUUGACAUAAAAAUUAGUAAUAGUAAAUUAGUCAUUAAUAUUGUAACAUUGCUUCCGAUUAGUAACUAAAACAUAUCUAUACUGUUAAAUGUAAAAUAAUAAC
Messenger RNA from Papilio polytes (common Mormon), 2588 nucleotides. RefSeq names its product equilibrative nucleoside transporter 3 (gene Ent1). Gene Ontology annotation, biological process: nucleoside transmembrane transport. Bases 210 to 1568 code for a protein of 452 amino acids. The transcript is spliced from 7 exons. Gene Ontology annotation, molecular function: nucleoside transmembrane transporter activity. The record is from RefSeq and is a predicted model, not a curated record. Gene Ontology annotation, cellular component: plasma membrane. Lineage: Eukaryota; Metazoa; Arthropoda; Insecta; Lepidoptera; Papilionidae.